This is a messenger RNA of Peromyscus californicus insignis, 5232 nucleotides long. Its product is annotated as zinc finger protein 420-like. The coding region runs from base 744 to 3083 and encodes 779 amino acids. The record is from RefSeq and is a predicted model, not a curated record. Lineage: Eukaryota; Metazoa; Chordata; Mammalia; Rodentia; Cricetidae. Gene Ontology annotation, biological process: regulation of DNA-templated transcription. The transcript has 5 exons.
AUUUUCAUCCUUUGUCCUAAGGCAGGCAGGUGCUAGUGUGAUAAGAGGUAGUGAUUCAACCAGCUGGAGCAGAGACAGUUCAACCUCACCUCUAGCAUGAUGCUGUUUUACAAGACCUUGUAGCAGGAACCCAUGUGUCUGUUAGUGCCCCGCGUUUAUUGGCCAUCUUUCGGAGGCCGGUUUCUCUGGCUUCCUAGGCUGUGGACUACAUUUCCCAGGAGCCAUCACACCCGUGGCUAUUGCAUGUCCAAAGAUGGCAGGGGGCAUCGUUUGCAUAGCUGAGAAAGAGCAGUAUGUAGGCCAUCUCAGUGUUGCCUGAAAUUUCUGAAGCUCUCGUGAACAGUUGUUAGCGUUGUGUGAGGGAUGUUCUCUACCGAUGGGAGUAAUGGAGUUUAAAGCUAGGGCCUGUAAAUUGAUAGUUGUGGUCUAGUCUUUUGUUGACGAUCAUACAGCGUUGGACUACAUUUCCCAGAGUGCACUGUUAACAAGCAACUUCCUGGAGUUCCGACCCAGCUGGCUUCAGACCCGAAUCCCUAGGGACGUCCAGGAUGUGUGGGGCAUAGUGUCAGUUUAAGGCCUGGAAUCAGAAUGUCCUUGGAAAUCGAGUUCAGGGGUGUAGGGCUUUCCUACGAAGCGCGAAGUUCUGAAGAGGAUGUGCCGUUCCGGGCUGGCAGAGUUGGGGAGUUGGCGUCAUAACGAUAGGAAUCAAGAAGAGGACUGGUCACAUUCACAAGUUUUCAAUCAUGGCCCAUGUAAUGACGUUCAGCGAUGUGGCUGUAGAUUUCUCUCCAGAAGAAUGGGAGUGUCUAAACCUGGAACAGAGGCAUUUAUACAGAGAUGUGAUGUUGGAGAACUACAACCACCUUGUCUCAGUAGGACUUUGCAUUUAUCAACCACGUGUGCUCCCUGUGUUGGAAAAAGAGCAGGAUGCCUGCGUGGAUUUGGGCAGUGAGACCGGAGGAUUUUGCCCAGAUAUAGAUUCUGUGUGGCAGAUGAAGGUCCUACCAAAAACUAGCGCGUGUGCAAGACAGUUAUCCCAGUGGGAAGUAAUGGAAACUGAUCCAAACCACAGCCUUGAAGGUUCGUGUCCUAGAGCUGAUUGGGAAGGCAAAGGUCAGCUUCCAACACAAAAGGAGAAUCAAGAGGAAUGCUUUAAGCAAAUGACACUUACCUACGAAAAAUUGCCCUUUUUCAAUCAGCUCACAGCUUUUAAUCAGUGUCCAAGACUGAAUAUAGACGCGAAAACAAAUAAAUUUAAAUCUGAAAAAUCCUUUAGUUUUGCCUCAGACCCCACUCAACUUCAGUUAAUUCACAUGGGUGAGAAACUCGAGGAAGAUAAAAAAUGUGGGAAAACCUUUCCUCCUGGUUCUAAACUUACUCGGUAUCGUGCAGUUCACACCGGAAAGAAAACAUUUCAGUGUGAAGAAUGUGGCAAGGCUUUUAGUUUUCGGUCUAGUCUUACUGGUCACAAGAGAAUUCACACUGGGGAAAAGCCUUUUAAAUGUAAGGAAUGUGGGAAAGCCUUUAGAUUUCAUUCACUGCUCAGUGUCCACGUUCGGAUUCAUACUGGUGAGAAAUCUUACGAAUGUAAGGAAUGUGGAAAGUACUUUAAUUACAGCUCAGACCUUACUCGACAUCACAGGAUUCAUACUGGUGAGAAGCCCUAUCAGUGUAGGGAAUGUGGAAAGGGUUUCAGUUGCGGCUCAGACCUCACUCGCCAUGAGAGAAUUCACACUGGUGAAAAACCCUAUGAAUGUAAUGAGUGUGGAAAGGCUUUUAUUCAGCAGUCACAUCUCAUUAAACAUCAGAGAAUCCACACUGGUGAAAAACCUUACGUAUGCAAGGAGUGUGGGAAAGCUUUCACAUGUGGGUCACAAUUAAGUCAACAUAGGAAAAUUCAUACUGGUGAUAAGUUGCAUAAAUGUAAAGAAUGUAAAAACUCUUUUAGUUUUGCCUUAGAUCAUACUCAACGACAGUUAAUUUACAUUGGUGAGAAGUUCUUUGAAGAUAAGGAAAAUGGGAAGACGUUUUUUCCAGAUUCAGAACUUACUCAGUACCAGACAGUUCACACUGGUAAGAAAAUAUACGAAUGUAAAGAGUGUGGCAAGGCUUUUAGUUUGCGCUCCAUUGUCAGCAGUCUUAAGAAAAUUCAUAACAGGGAGAAACUUUUUAAAUGCAAGGACUGUGAGAAGGCCUUUCGUUGUCCCUCAGAUCUCGCUCGCCAUCAGAAGAUUCACACUGGUGAAAAGCCCUAUAAGUGUAAGGAAUGCGGAAAGGGAUUUAUUUGCAGAUCAGACCUUGGCCGGCAUCAGAGAGUUCACACCGGUGUAAAGCCUUAUGUAUGUAAGGAGUGUGGAAAAGCUUUCACUCGCGGUGCACACCUAACUCAACAUCAGAAAAGUCAUAGUAAGAAAUCACAUGAAUUCAAUGGGGGUGACAAGGACUUCAGUUCUGGUUUAGAACAUCCUCAGCAUUCUUUAAUUCAUACUGGUGAGAAAUUCUGGCAAGAUAAGGAAUAUGCAGAGACCAUUGUUUGUGGUUCAGAACUUACUCAAUUUCAACCUGGCGAGACAACCAAUGAAUAUAAAGAGAAUGACAAGGACUUCAGUUGGCAUUCAAGUGACACAGAUCUUAAGACAGUUCAUAUUAGGGAGAAACGUUUUCAGUGUAAGGAAUGCCCAAAGGCCUUUAGAUACAGUUCAGAACUUACUCGACAUCAGAGACUACAUACCGGUGAGAAGCCCUAUAAAUGUCAGGAAUGCUGGAAAGCAUUUGCUUCUGCCUCAGACCUUGCUCGGCAUCAGCGGAUUCACACUGGUGAGAGGCCCUAUGAAUGUAAUGAGUGUGGGAAAGCCUUUAUUCAGCAGUCACACCUCAUUAAACAUCAGAGAAUUCACAGUGUCGAACAGUCCAAGGAUGUAAUGAAUGUAGAAAAGCCUUCAGCAGGCAGUCAGAUGUUAUUAAAUAUGAGAGGGUUCACGCUGAUAAACAAUCUUAUCAAUGUAAGGAGUGUUGGAAAGAUUCUACUCAUGGCUCAGCUCAAUCAGUUUCAGAAGAUUUAUAAUGAUGAGAAAUCAAGUUAAGGCAGAACACUUGGAAAAGCCUAUUUUUGUGUCUCAAAUCUUACCCAGCAUUAGAAUGUCUACAUUGGUAGGAAAUCUAUGACUGAGAUUUGGGAAAGCCUUCAUCUGUAACUCAAGCCACUAUCUGUGUGAAGAUAUGUCACUGUGAUUGGUUUAAUAAAAAGCUAAAUAGCCAAUAGCUAGGCAGGAUUUUCGAGGUAGAAAGAAUGCUGGGAAGAAGAAGGGUGGAGUCCAGCCAGAUGGAAAGCAAGCAGGAUGGCCUCUACGGAGAUGAGGUAAUAAAGUCAUGAGGCAGAAAGUAGAUUAAAAGAUAGGGGUUAAUUUAAGUUAUAAGAGCUAGUUAGAAACAAGCCUAAGCUAUCAACUGAGCUUUCAUAAUUAAUAAUAAGUCUCUAUGUUGUGAUUUGGGAGCUGGCUGGUGGGACAGAAGACUCGCUACAUUAUCCAUGUUAGUCUACGGUAGUAGAAACCCUACAAGUGUAAGCAAUGUGAAGACUUUCCUGGGUUCAUAUCUUGGUCAAAGUGAGAAUAUUCAUGAGAGGAAACUGGAUAUAAGGACAUGGGAAGACCUUUCUUCAUGGUUCAGAAUUUAAUAGACAUCUGUAAAUUCUUGGCUAAGAAAACUGUGAAUUCAAGGAUUGUGGAAACACUUACUCAUUAUUCCAAAUUUAACUGAUAGAAAGUACAUACUCAAAAGAGACAUAAAGAAUGUGGAAAUGCCUUUCAGAUUCAUAACUUUAGGAGUGUGUACAGGCAAGGAACCUCAGAUAUCCAAGGAAUGUGGAAAAUCUUUUAUUUUGGACUCAUCUCUCAUAUGAUAGGAAAUUCAUACUGAUGCAGAGCCCAUAAAUGUUAAGAAAAGUGAUUUAGUCAUUAUAUAAAGUUGGGUCAGCAACUGGACAUUUAUACUUUUUUGUGUGGUGUGAAACCCAGAGCUUGUGCGUGCUACACAGGUGCUCUUGUUUCUCAGCUGCAUCCCGAGCCCUCACUUGUGAGGAAACUUACUAAAACAACAUUUUUCCAAGAGCAUACUUUUUUCACUACUAUGAUAUCAUGUGACACAAAACCAAGAAAGGCUAAUUUAUUUCUAACUCAUUAAGAUAAUUCCUUUUCAAAUACCCCUUAAAUGUAAUACUAGUAGACCUUUUGGCAAAGUAAUAUGUCUGCCAUCCAAAGUCAUGAUAUAAUCUAUGUUAAUUUAGGAAAGACUUUACUGGUGGGCUAUUUAUGUACUGUGAUGAUGCCUCACAAGAGAAGUGGCAUAUAGCUCUAUUUUAGAGUAUUUGCAGUGAAAUGUAAAUGUGUAAAAUAUUUGAGACAUGAUUUUUAUAUGUGGAUCAUUUAUUUUCUAGGAAAACUUAGAAGUGCUUGUUUUGUUUUGUUUUGUUUAAAUACAACAUAUCAAGUCCAAAAAAUUUUUUAAAAAUCAGAAUUGCAUUUAAAAAGUUCUAUGAGGGCCUGGAGAUGUAGCUCAGUUGGUAGUGUUUGCCUUGCAUGCAUGAAGCCCUGGGUCUGUUCUCCAGCACUGCACAACCAAGCACCAUGCCAUAUGCCUGAGAUUGUGAUACUCAGAGGUAGAGACAAGAGGGUCAGAAGUUCAGGGUCAUGCUUGGAGUGUGUAGUGAAUUCAAAGCCAGCCAGGAAUUCAUGAGACUGUGUCUCAAAGGACAAAGAAAAUCAUGUGUGACUAAGGUUACAGGAGAUAUAAUAUAUUUUAUAUAUAUAAUAUAUAUGUAUAUAUACUGUGGAAGAAAAGUUAAUACUGUGGAAAAUCUGUAGGCUUAUUUAGCAUAAUUCUUACAUUUGAAAAGUUUCAGUUGUAAAGGUAAAUGAAAAUUACAAAAGAGGCGGCCCUGACAUUUAAAGGGAAAGGUGAUGCUGGCUCCUUUUUAGGCAUUUUUUGUGGGUGGAUUACAAUUCUGAAUGAUGCAAAUGUAUGUUUAGUUCAGUACUGAGUAUUGUCCAAGUGCAGUUCUUGGUACCAUUUAAUAUUACAUGUUAAGCAAUGGUGAGUAAAUACACAUAUUUAGAACAUUGAAGAGCAGUUCAUGUGCAUGUUUUUCUGAAAUGAUUGUCAUUUAUGAACUUUACAACUUGGGAUAAUUUUGUCAUAUCUUUACUAUAAUAAAGCUAUAUUCAUUCAUGCUGA